This is a messenger RNA of Loxodonta africana (African savanna elephant), 3723 nucleotides long. RefSeq names its product arylsulfatase D-like. The transcript is spliced from 10 exons. Gene Ontology annotation, molecular function: arylsulfatase activity. The record is from RefSeq and is a predicted model, not a curated record. Lineage: Eukaryota; Metazoa; Chordata; Mammalia; Proboscidea; Elephantidae. Bases 182 to 1834 code for a protein of 550 amino acids.
GGUCCGCCCCCGGGGCGAUCCAAAUCCCCCUUACAGACUUACUUUCGCUUGAGUUUCGGCUCCUUGAUAACACCCGGUGCCGUCAUGCUUUCCACAUCCUCGCAGUGUCUAUUUCGACAAAACAACCCCGGCUAACUGGCGUGUCUGGGGGCACCUUUAACCCCCCGCGAAUCCUUUUAAAAUGGACUUUUACCGGGUUCUGUUCGCUGUAUGUUUGCUUCUGGGGACUUGUGAGUCAAAAGCAGACAAAGCCUUUAGGCCCAACAUUCUCCUGAUCAUGGCAGACGACCUUGGCAUUGGGGACCUUGGCUGCUAUGGAAAUCACACCCUGAGGACACCAAAUAUUGACCGACUCGCCACAGAAGGAGUGAGGCUCACCCAGCACCUGGCAGCUGCCCCUCUCUGCACCCCAAGUCGAGCUGCUUUUCUCACAGGGAGAUAUCCCAUCCGGUCAGGCAUGGAAGCCAGCAAUGGGUACCGGGUGCUUCUGUGGAACGGGGGCUCAGGCGGACUCCCUCUGAACGAAACCACUUUCGCCAGAGUCCUGCAGCAGCAGGGCUACACGACAGGCCUCAUAGGAAAAUGGCACCAGGGUGUAAACUGUGUGUGGCGUGGAGACCAUUGUCACCACCCCCUGCGUCACGGGUUCGACUACUUCUACGGCAUGCCGUUCACGCUGGUCAAUGACUGCCACCCGGACAGGCCCAAACGAAUGGACAGAGCCACGCAGGCGAAACUCCAGCUGUACACACAGGCCAUGGCUCUGGGGGUGCUGACGCUCGCUGCUGGCAGAGCCUUGGGCUCCAUCUCCGUCCGCUGGAAAGCCAUCCUGGGCCUGGCCAGCCUGGUCUCCCUGUUUUUCCUUUCCUGGUACGCCAGCUUCGGGUUCUUGCGUCGCUGGAACUGUAUCCUGAUGCGGAACUAUGAUGUCACAGAGCAGCCCAUGGCUUUGGAAAGCACAGCCAAGAAAAUGCUAAAGGAGGCGACUGCUUUUAUAGAAAGAAACAAGCAGGGGCCAUUUCUCCUCUUCCUGUCCUUGCUGCAUGUUCAUACUCCCCUUGUUACCACAAAAGAGUUCCUGGGGAAAAGUCACCACGGCUUAUACGGAGACAAUGUGGAGGAAAUGGACUGGAUGGUGGGUAAAAUUCUUAACUCAAUUGAAGAGAAGGGUUUGAAGAACUCGACAUUCACUUAUUUUACCUCUGAUCACGGAGGACAUUUGGAGGAGGGAGACGCACAUGGACAGCAGGGAGGGUGGAACGGAAUCUACAAGGGUGGCAAAGGCAUGGGCGGCUGGGAAGGGGGUAUCCGUGUGCCUGCAAUCUUCCGGUGGCCUGGGGUGCUGCCCGCUGGCCGGGUGAUCGACGAGCCCACCAGUCUGAUGGACAUUUUUCCCACGGUGGUCCAGCUGGGAGGCGGCCAGGUGCCCCAGGACAGGGUGAUUGACGGCCACAGCCUGCUGCCCUUACUCCAAGGGUUGGUCCAGCACUCGGCCCAUGAGUUCCUGUUUCAUUACUGUGGGAAACACCUCCACGCCGCACGGUGGCACCAGAAAGACACCGAUCAAAAUAAGACAGAUGCCACACCACCAGUUUGCAAGGGAAACGGAAAUUUAUUGUCUGCGCAGACAAGGAGCAAUGUGGGGUCUAGUGACCUUACAGCCACGUGCCCUCCGUCUAAGGGGGCUGGGGAGCUUCUUGUUUCCAGUGGCUUCGGGGGUUGGGUUUGGCACCCAGAACUCUCCACCCUUAGCCCUCCCAUGCCCAUACUUGGGGGUCCGGGUAUUAAAUCAUUUUCCAUCAGAUGUGUGUGUGGUGGGUCCCCUCUCUUCUAAAAUCAUGGGCUGGGAUAUACCGGUCUUUCCAGUGACAAUCUGGUCCGGGGUGGGUUGAAGGACGUGAUCUCUUACAUCUGCGUGUGCUUCGAGGCGUAGCUCGGGCUAGUUCGGUGGAUGGAGCCACUACCUGCUAUGACUUCCUGAAAAAUAUUGCUCAAAACAAGCUUGUGGUUAGCAAGACAAAGAAAGGCGGGGAGGGGAGGGGUGUUAAUUGGGGUUUCCAAUACCAUCAAUAAAGUAGUACCAGCAGCAGAGCAAGUCCUUUGGACUCAAGUUUCCUAUACUGAGAAGCUUCCAGACCAGGGGGAGAUUGACGACAAGGACCUUCCCCCAGAGCCAACAGAGAGAGAAAGCCUUGCACUGGAGCUGACGCCCUGAAUUUGGACUUCUAGCCUCCUAGACUGUGAGAGAAUAAAUUUCUCUUUGUUAAAGCCACCCACUUGUGAUAUUUCUGUUAUAGCAGCACUAGAUAACGAAAACAAUGAUGUUAAUGAGGCAGGAUUGGAGGCAGUUAUGCUAACAAGGCAGGAUACAAUCUGCACAAUUAGGUUGUAUCUUGAGUCACUCCCUUUUAGCAGCACCAAGGUAACUAAGACACUGGAUUUAAGAUACACGAAUUGCCCUGUAACCAAGGUCUCAUGAACAUAAAAGAGAAGAAAGCAAUUCUUCAGGGUGUGAAGCACUUAGGUGCGUCUCUUUCUAGUUGUAAAGAAAAAAUAUUACAAGGUUUAGUAAAGCAAAAAGAAAAUUUUAUUCGGCAUAUAUUCAAAAAGGCAAAAGUGGGAAGCAGACAAGCACGCUGCCACAGUCACGUCUGCCCCAGUCCAGAGAACGUUACGGAGUCAUCAGAAUCUAUUAAAAUUACAAAUGGGCAAAACCAUCGAAAGCUUCACCUUUUCACAGAUUGGCUGGAAACUGUCAUCCUACAUUUUGAAUUGUCUUUCUUACCUUUUUUUUUUUCUUUCUUACCAUCAUUGAUGCAGGUUUCAGUAACAGUCAGAAGGGUCUUCGUUAGGCCAACAUAUUUUCCAUUCACUAAAUGCUAACAGAAAAAGAUGAGUGGAAAGUCUCUUGUGUUCUGUUUGAUUGGCUUAUGUGAAAGUUUCCCUAAAAGAUCUUUUCCAAGAUUGUCCUAGUUAUUGUCUUUGUAUCUCAGGGCCCAAUUGAUAUGUUCUUGUGAGUCCUUGUGUGUCCUUGUAAGUCCUUAUGAGUCCAUCUCCAGCUGGUCACAUUCUCUAUGCCCAAGGACAGGGAAUAACGGCUCCAAUAUUAUUUCCUAAGUCACAUUAAAAGGCUCGAAAGAAAAUAGUUGCCUUUUGGCCUUGUGAAUAAGCUGCAAAAGAAAAUUCUCUUUAAUUGAGGCAAGACACACUCGUCUGUCCCCCACUGGGAUAUUUUUUGUCUGUGAAAAACUUGGAGCCAGCCAAAUUCCAUUAUUCAGCCUCAUAUUUUGAUACAUAACACUGUCUUCAGGAGCCCUGGUGGCGCAGUGGUUAAAGGGUUCGGCUGGUAACUGAAGUCUCAGCAGUUCAAACCCACCGUCCACUCUUCGGUAGAAAGAUGAGGCAGUCUGCUUCCACAAAGAUGACAGACUUGAAAAUCCUGUGGGGCAGUUCUAUUCUGUCCUAUAGGGUUGCUAUGAGUCAGAAUUGACUCAACGGCAACGGGUUUGGUAUUUUUGGUUUAACGUGGUUGUCAGCUAUGGGUAGAUGGUCUUCCUUGGAGGUGAUAGAUAUUAUCCUAUCACUGAGAGCGUCAUACUUAAGGGUAGAUCUUGAAAUGUUCUUUUUGACAAUGAACGCAAUGCCAUCCCUCUUCAAUCUGUCAUUCCUGGUGUAGUAGACUGCUGGCCCACUGCCCUGGAGCAGUCAAGCAAUGAAUCGUAC